ACAAUCCCCAUCUGGCAGAACAAACCCCAUGGCUCGGCACGCAGCGUUGUCAGGAGGAUUGGGUCAAACCUCCCUUUAAAACCCUGUCCCAGAGCAACCUUUGAGGUUCUACCCAACGUUUCGGAGCUCUAUUUAAAUGACGUCCCUCCAGUCCCCACCUUGGCAGACGUUGUGUGGAUAGCAGCAGAUGAUGAAGAGACGUACGCCAGAGUCAGAAGCGACACUCGCCCGCUGAAGCACAAGUGGAAGCCGAGUCCCUUCACUGUUAUACAGCGAAAUGCUUCAGUCCCCAACCUGAGGAAGCAGGAGGAGAAGCUGCUCGCCUUGAAGAAGCCUGGCUUACCAGCACUGAGCCGAACAACAGAGCUCCAGGAUGAGCUGAGUCACCUCCGGAGUCAGAUAGCUAAAAUAGUCGCUGCAGAGUCAGCUUCUGCUGCAUUAACACCAGAUUUAUUAUCUCCUGGAAGUUCAAAUGCUUCUUCUCCUGUACCUUGUUUUGGACCCUCUUUCCAGUCUACAACGUCCUUUGUCAUUAGCGAUAUCACAGAGGAGGAGGCAGAACUCGACAGCCCCGAGCUCCCGUCGGUCUCUCUCCUUUGUUCUGCGACCUCCGAGUGUUUUAAACCAGAACCAAAGGAUCCUGACGAGGAAGAUUCCGUGUCUCUUUCAAAGGCCAGCAGCUUUGCAGACAUGAUGGGGAUUCUUAAAGACAUUCAUAGGAUGAAGCAGAGCAAAGACUUAAACCGAACUGCAGCGAAGGAGGAAGACCCGGCCGUGCUUAUCGCAGAGGUUCUGAGGAGAAAGUUUGCCCUCAAGGACGAAGACCUGUCCGUGAAGGAGAAGUGAUGUUACUGACAUGAUUAAACUCCAUAAGCAAGAGUGCUGCGCUCCCAGAAUUUUCUCCGCGGUAGCUGCCUUCCUAAGGCCCGAGCCUUUUGCCUCUCUGAUGGAUUAGGAAUGGUUUCUGCACUGGACACUUAGGAAAGACCUCACAGAUUUGAUGUGUUUUCCAUGUAUUGUUUUAUUUAAGCAAAAAAAAAACCAAAACUUUUUAAGAAGAUGGGAAUUGUUUUCCACUUGUAUUUUGCUGUUGAUUAUUGAUAAGGAUCUUGUGAAGAGUAUAACGAGUGCUGCUGGCUGACCUUCUUUCUACC
This is a messenger RNA of Antrostomus carolinensis (chuck-will's-widow), 1154 nucleotides long. It is a transcript of the gene MTFR1L, whose product is annotated as mitochondrial fission regulator 1 like. Gene Ontology annotation, biological process: mitochondrial fission; aerobic respiration. Gene Ontology annotation, cellular component: mitochondrion. The annotation marks the transcript as partial. The transcript has 5 exons. The record is from RefSeq and is a predicted model, not a curated record. NCBI's taxonomy places the organism in Eukaryota, Metazoa, Chordata, Aves, Caprimulgiformes, Caprimulgidae.